UGAGGCGCCCACCAUGGUGCGAUGCGACCGCGGGCUGCAGAUGCUGCUGACCACGGCCGGAGCCUUCGCCGCCUUCUCGCUCAUGGCCAUCGCCAUCGGCACCGACUACUGGCUCUACUCCAGCGCGUACAUCUGCAACGGCACCAACCUGACCAUGGACGACGGGCCCCCGCCCCGCCGCACCCGCGGCGACCUCACCCACUCGGGGCUGUGGCGGGUGUGCUGCAUCGAAGGGGUCUAUAAGGGGCACUGCUUCCGCAUCAACCACUUCCCGGAGGACAACGAUUACGACCACGACAGCUCGGAGUAUCUCCUGCGCCUCGUGCGCGCCUCCAGCGUCUUCCCCAUCCUCAGCACCGUCCUCCUCCUGCUCGGUGGGCUCUGCAUCGGCGCCGGGAGACUCCACAGCCGCAAGAACAACAUCGUCCUCAGCGCCGGCAUCCUCUUCGUGGCCGCAGGCCUCAGUAACAUCAUCGGCAUCAUCGUCUACAUUUCCAGCAACACGGGAGACCCCAGCGACAAGCGCGACGAAGACAAAAAAAACCAUUACAACUACGGCUGGUCUUUUUACUUCGGAGCCCUGUCUUUCAUUGUGGCUGAGACCGUGGGCGUCCUGGCCGUAAACAUUUACAUUGAGAAAAACAAAGAGCUGAGAUUUAAGACCAAACGGGAGUUCCUUAAGGCUCCCUCCUCGUCGCCCUACGCCAGGAUGCCGAGCUACCGGUACCGGCGACGGCACUCGCGGUCCAGCUCCAGGUCCACCGAGGCCUCCCCGUCCAGGGACGCGUCUCCGGUGGGGCUCAAGAUCGCCGGGGCCAUUCCCAUGGGCGAGCUGGCCAUGUACACGCUGUCCAGGGAGCCCCUCAAGGUGACCACGGCCGCCAGCUACAGCCCCGACCAGGAGGCCGGCUUCCUGCAGGUGCACGACUUCUUCCAGCAGGACCUGAAGGGAGGCGUGCACACCAGCAUGCUCAACCGGCGGACCACCCCGGUGUGAGCCGCCCCGUCCUCUCGGCACCGGCCUCUCCCCAGGUGGGCGGCUUGGACCCCACAGGGGGCAUCUGACCCGUAAGACGGACCAACAACAGACUGAGGCCAAACCCCACCCUCCCGGGUCUCCAGAAUGGGUCGCGGGCUGGCUUGGAGCGAAGCCCCGGAGAUGGGAAUCAGAAGCAAGAAGGCUGAUUUUAUCCCCAAAAAGGGUGUUUUGAUGCCCCGGGGUUCCGAAAUCUCCCAGGAGGCCCCAGAGCUCUCCUGAGGCUGCACAGCCUUGCCCCACCCGGGAAAACAAAAUCGAGCCAUUAUCUCCUCUUGGAAACAAAUCUUCUGCCAGAAGAACAGGCUUUCGGGGCCUUCCCUCCCUGCCCGGGCUUCACCAGGCCCGCAGGGGCCUUUGGAUGCUGGUCGGCUGCUUUUGAACCCAAGGUUCUGGCGUCUGUGAGCCGCAGGCAAGGAAGCCGAAGCUUGCCCCCUUUCCCUCUGUCUGCCUGUCUGUCUGUCUCUGGCAGCGGCCGCUUGUUGAGGUAACACUGACGCUGAGGAGAGAGCCUGUGACCACCCGGUGCUCUGGCCUUUGUGCUGUCCGGGGCCGCUGCCCUCAGCCUGGGGACAUCGAGGCCUGCGGAGGAAUCCGUGGGGUUUGGGGGCGUCUUCGCUGGCCUGGGCAUGAGGUAAAGGCUCUCCUCUCUGCUUCUGGAAGGUUCUGCCUCACAUGGAAAGGGCAGAAGUCACUGACUGUACUUGAGAGUCAGGAAGAUUCCACGGGUCAGAGGAAGGGUGGUCUCUUACUUUGUCCCCCCACCUCUGCCCACUGGCCUGAGGAGCAGCUCUGCCCCUCCUGGGGGGCCAUAGGGACAGACCUUCCCCCCAGGUGUUUGGCAACAAGAGCCCGAACCUUGUGCAAGAAAGGGAGACCCGAGGGUGAACAGAGACCAAAAGAUCAGAACAAACCCCCGUUUCCGGGGUGGCCACUCAUCCUGAUUUCUUGCAGAAACGCCAGGAGAGCAGUUACAUCCAUUCCCUCUUGAAAAGUGGCAGCAGCCCCUGCCCCAGCCCCUGUUACUGUCACUUCUGCCCCCGCCCCGCCCCGAAAGCACUCAGCGAGGAAGUUUGGAUGAAAGGGCCGAGCACCUGGGAAGUGAGGCGGCAGGUUCCAUGCUUGACGUUUUUCCAACCGUUUCUCCCCUCUGGAGGCAAGCAGAGAAUGUGGAAGCGUGUCCGGGCUCAGAGGGAAAGCUUUCUAGAACACGGAGCUGAGCCUCUUUUAUAUAAACACGUGCUUUCUGAAGACAGAUCCUUUCUUACUUUUUGAGACCUGGUAAUCCCUCUGAAGCAGUUGUCUGCGACCCCGGUAGCUGUCGUACUCAGAAGUGACAAGCAAAUUCUUACCUCAGCCACCUGCUCGUGGACCCCCUAGGCGGACUCGGCCCCGGGAGUUCAGAUCCGGGUCAUGGUCAUCGCCAUCCUCCGCCGCCCCCAGAGGGGACCUCCACAUGUCCCGCCCCCGGUGACCGCGUGCCGGGGCCCCUCCGCGCUUGCUCGAAACCCUUCCCUCCCGUCGAGGUUGGCUUUGUGUGGUUUGUCCAAGCAUGUACAGCAGUGAGUGCUGGAGUGUCCGGGCUUGUGGCCUGCCCCUGCCCGCCUUCCCCCUCCCCAGGCCAUGACACCAUCCCACCAGGCUAGAAGGAUGGGGGCAAAAUCCGGGGACUCAUCCCCCAGCAAGGUCACUUCCAAAAACAGGCAGCCUUGUCCUUUCUUCCACGUAAGCCACCUUCCCACCUGCUGCCCUGGAAGUUUCCAUCAUUUCGUGGAGAAAGCUGUGUUCCAAUGAAUCCUACCUCUUGCCCAGUCCCAGGAAGAGAACGCAGGGCCCACUUUCGGGACCAAGAAAGUAGAAAGAAGCGACAGGAGGGACAGAAGAGCAGGGGGCAGAACCACCUCAGCGCCUCUGGUCUUCACAGCCUUUCUCCCACCGUUGCCCCAGGUUCUGGUCGCCCCCUCCUCCUCGCCUGCCCUCGCUCUGAGACCUGCGCCCACGGGGGCACUGGGUGGCCUGUGCCCCCCACACUCCCCCGACCCCACGCCCUCUCCAUCCCGCCCCUGUGUGUCUCGCCAGUUAAGCCCCUGUGAAUCCCGUACCUACUACUGGUUUUGGGUUGU
This is a messenger RNA of Balaenoptera acutorostrata (minke whale), 3159 nucleotides long. RefSeq names its product calcium voltage-gated channel auxiliary subunit gamma 4 (gene CACNG4). Gene Ontology annotation, cellular component: AMPA glutamate receptor complex; voltage-gated calcium channel complex; postsynaptic density membrane. Gene Ontology annotation, biological process: neurotransmitter receptor internalization; transmission of nerve impulse; positive regulation of synaptic transmission, glutamatergic. The record is from RefSeq and is a predicted model, not a curated record. Lineage: Eukaryota; Metazoa; Chordata; Mammalia; Artiodactyla; Balaenopteridae. Gene Ontology annotation, molecular function: voltage-gated calcium channel activity; channel regulator activity. The transcript has 4 exons. Bases 14 to 997 code for a protein of 327 amino acids.